AUGUCAGAUGAUAUAAUAGAGUAUGAGUGUGUUGAUAAUAAGGUGGUGACAGGAAGAAACAGGAUUCUGGACACUGCAACAACAAAUGGAGUGAAAUGUGUCUGGACCGGCGCCAUCACCAACAACCGAACCACUGUUAUGAUGUCUUUCAACUUUGACUGGAACGAACUGAAAGAUCAAGGUGUCGACACUCUCGAGGGUCGUCUUUCCCUGCAAGCACUUGCUGAAUUUGACCCGAUCCCUGGAGAAUUUCAUAUUGACUUAAAAUUAAGCGAUCCAAAUCAGUUGGUAGAGAAAAAGUUGGAAAAUGAGAUCUGGUGUGAAGAGAGAUUUUUGAUCUGGAAAUUCAAUUUGAAGCCAUAUCGGUUAUGGAUUGAAAACUUUGAGAGGAUGUUUGCACCGUCGGAUAAAAAUGAUGGAGUACUGGUGGUUGAGGGGAAGAAGUUGAAUGUUAAUAAGGCGUUCCUUUCUUACCACUCGGAUUUCUUCCAAGCCUUGUUCACCACCGGUAUGAUAGAAGGUAAACUUGAAGAGAUCCCCAUCAAAGACGUCUCUUACAAAGAUUUUGGACAACUUUUAAGCGUGAUUCAUCCGGAUACAGUAUUCCCGGAUGACAAAACAUCCGAGAAACUUCUGGAACUAGCUGAUAGAUUUAUGGUACCAGCUGUUAUCAAAAUAGUGGAAUACCACCUCCUGAAUAACUCUAAAAUAGAAAAUGAGAAUUUGAUGUGGAUGGCUGAUAGAUAUGGAAUGGAGAUGCUGUUGGAGAAGAUGAUUCGAGAAUUGGAUACUGUGGUGAAGGCGAAGAUGUUGAAGGAGUCACCGAGAUAUAUGGAUUUGUCUGACAAGGCGAAGGGGAAGAUUUUGGAUAAAAUUAUGAUGAUUAUUUGA
Caenorhabditis remanei is the source of this 891-nucleotide messenger RNA. RefSeq lists its product as uncharacterized. The transcript has 4 exons. The coding region runs from base 1 to 891 and encodes 296 amino acids. Lineage: Eukaryota; Metazoa; Nematoda; Chromadorea; Rhabditida; Rhabditidae. Gene Ontology annotation, molecular function: protein binding. The record is from RefSeq and is a predicted model, not a curated record.